AUGAAGGCCUCUAAUAUCAACAAAUCUGGAAUGUUCAGAAUUCGAGCAUUCAACCGAAAGCAUACAUGUCCUUUAAAAGAUAGAGUUUAUUCGCAAAGACAUGUAACUAGCAAUUUAAUAGGAGGGAUUGUGAAACCUAAAUUUGUAGAUCAUAAACGUAAAUAUACACCAGCUGAUAUAAGAAAAGAUGUUAAGAUUGAUCUAGGAGUUGAUGUUAACUAUAUGUUGGCUUGGAGGGCCAGGGAGAAAGCAUUGAAAUCUUUGAGGGGUACACCAGCUGCAUCAUAUGCAAAGUUACCUGCGUAUUUGUAUAUGAUGGAUAUCACUUACCCGGGGUCUCAUAUACGUAUGAAAAAGAGUAUGAAUAAUGAGUUCUUGUAUCUAUUUGUUGCAUUGAAUACAUUUAUCCAAGGAUUCAAUCAUUGUAGACCAGUAGUCGUGGUGGAUGGUAGUCAUCUGAGAGGUCCAUAUAAUGGGACAUUUGUUGCAGCAAGCACGACAGAUGGCGCUGUGUCUGAUAGAAAUGAGAGCAUUAUAAAGGCUGUUACAAAUGUAUACAGUAAUGUCCCACACUAUGCUUGUAUGUGGCAUUUAUGGAAUAACGUUCAGAAAAAGUUUAGAAAAUCUCAUGAGAAGUUAUCUGGUGUAUUCUAUACAAUGGCAAAAGCUUGCACAAAGAAUGAAUUUGAUAUGUUAAUGGAUACUGUAGAAAAAGAAGAUAUAAGAGUGAAAGAGUAUUUGGAUUUAGCUGGAUAUGAAAAAUGGGCUCUUUGUUAUGCACAAGUACAUAGAGGAUGGCACAUGACAUCAAAUAUUGCUGAGAGUAUAAAUGCAGCACUUGUUUCAGCUAGAGAAUUGCCUAUUUUUGAAUUUCUCGAAGAGGUAAGGCUAUUAUUUGGAAGGUGGAAUCAUGACUACAAGAAGGAGGCAACCUGCACAUUCACAUCAUUGAUUGGAAAAUACCAUGACAUACUAACAGACAAUGAAGCAUUGAGCACAAGAAUGACGGUUGUACCGUCAACGGAAUAUGUGCACAAUGUUAAUGAUGAUGGGAGAUAUUUUGUAGUCUGUCUAAAAGAAAAAACUUGCACCUGUGGAAGAUUUCAGUACGAGGAAAUACCUUGUGAACAUGCUUGGGCGGUAUUGAAAUGGAAGAGUCUACCACCAGAUGAAUAUUGCUCGGAUUUAUACAAACCAAAGACAAUGUUGAAGACAUAUAAUAUGCCUAUACAUCCUUUACCGGAUGUAAAGGCAUGGUUGAUUCCGAAUAGCGUUAUUGCUGAUGACGUAUUACCUCCAAAAUUUAAAAGACCUCCUGGCAGGCCAAAGGGUAAGCCUCGGAAAAAAACAGCAAGAGAGUUAUCGAGGAUUAAGGGGAAAAAUACAUGUAGCACAUGUGGAAUGGCAGGUCACAAUAGGCGUUCAUGUAGAAAUAAGCCAAAAGAUAUUUAAGGCUGAUUGUUUUUUCCUAAUUAAAUUUGAUUUGAAACUA
This is a messenger RNA of Solanum pennellii, 1492 nucleotides long. RefSeq lists its product as uncharacterized. Gene Ontology annotation, molecular function: zinc ion binding; nucleic acid binding. The coding region runs from base 1 to 1452 and encodes 483 amino acids. Lineage: Eukaryota; Viridiplantae; Streptophyta; Magnoliopsida; Solanales; Solanaceae. The record is from RefSeq and is a predicted model, not a curated record. The transcript is spliced from 3 exons.